GCCUGUAGCCGGAAGCUGUACAACUGGCUGAAGGUGGCCCCUUAUCGGCCCGACCAGCAAGUGGAGGAAGACGAAGAUCUGAUGGAUGAGAACCAAGGGAAGGGCAUCCGGGUGCUGGGCAUCGCCUUCUCCUCGGCCAGGAACCACCCUGUCUUCUGCGCCCUGCUGAACGGGGAAGGCGAGGUCACCGAUUUCCUGCGCCUGCCGCAUUUCACCAAGCGGAGGAACGCCUGGCGGGAGGAAGAGAGGGAGAAGAAGGCUCAGGAUAUUGAGACCCUGAAGAAGUUCCUGCUCAGCAAGAAACCCCACGUGGUCACCAUUGCGGGAGAAAACAGGGACGCGCAGAUGCUGGUGGAAGACGUGAAGCGGAUUGUCCACGAACUGGAGCAGGGCCAGCAGCUCUCCUCCAUCGGCGUGGAGCUUGUGGACAACGAACUGGCCACGCUUUACAUGAACAGCAAGAAGUCAGAGACCGAAUUCAGGGACUACCCGCCCGUCUUGCGCCAAGCUGUCUCCCUCGCUCGCCGCAUCCAGGACCCGCUGGUCGAGUUCGCCCAAGUCUGCAGCCCCGACGAGGAUAUUCUCUGCCUGAAGCUGCACCCCAUGCAGGACCACGUGGUGAAGGAAGAGCUGCUGGGCGCCCUCUACUGCGAAUUCAUCAACCGGGUGAACGAGGUGGGCGUGGACGUCAACCGGGCCAUCGCCCACCCGCACAGCCAGGCCCUCCUGCAGUACGUCUGCGGCCUGGGAGCCCGCAAGGGCACCCACUUGCUGAAGAUCCUGAAGCAGAACAACACGCGGCUGGAGAACCGGACCCAGCUGGUCACCAUGUGCCACAUGGGGCCCAAAGUCUUCAUCAACUGCGCCGGCUUCAUCAAGAUCGACACGGCCUCGCUGGGAGACAGCACGGAUUCUUACAUCGAGGUCCUGGAUGGCUCCCGGGUCCACCCAGAAACCUACGAGUGGGCGCGGAAGAUGGCGGUCGAUGCUCUGGAGUACGACGAGUCGGCCGAAGACGCCAAUCCCGCCGGGGCCCUCGAGGAGAUCCUGGAAAACCCGGAACGGCUGAAGGACCUGGACCUCGACGCCUUCGCGGAGGAGCUGGAGAGACAGGGCUAUGGCGACAAGCACAUCACCCUGUACGACAUCCGAGCGGAGCUGAGCUGCCGCUACAAGGACCUCAGGAGCCCCUAUCGCUCCCCCAAUUCUGAGGAGGUCUUCAACAUGUUGACCAAGGAGACCCCCGAAACCUUCUACAUCG
This is a messenger RNA of Notechis scutatus (mainland tiger snake), 1261 nucleotides long. The record is from RefSeq and is a predicted model, not a curated record. Lineage: Eukaryota; Metazoa; Chordata; Lepidosauria; Squamata; Elapidae.